Molecule: messenger RNA, 827 nt
Organism: Daucus carota subsp. sativus
Lineage: Eukaryota; Viridiplantae; Streptophyta; Magnoliopsida; Apiales; Apiaceae
Exons: 3
Coding region: 130-669 (179 amino acids)
Source: RefSeq, a predicted model, not a curated record
AGCUGCAUCACAAUUCACAGCCAGCAAUAUAGGAAUUUUUGUUGGGCUAUCUCUCUCUAUCUCUAUACCUUUACUUAAAAGAAGUUGAGAGAGAGAGUAGGGAGAGAGAGAGAGAGAGGAGGGAGAGAGAUGGAAAAGGCUUUGGUGAAAGUGGGAAGCAUUAAAGCUGGGAGCUUUUGGCUUUCAAAGAAAGCUAAAGAAGAGUACUCUAACAUUUCUCAGGAUCUCACUACUUUGUCAAAUACUGUUGAGGAGAAGGCAAAAUGGAUCUUUGAUAAGCUUAAAGGAAAGCCAUUGAAAACCUUACCAGAUCUCCUCCGUGAAUACAAUCUGCCAAUAGGCCUCUUCCCUCAGAACAUAACAUGCUAUGAAUUUGACGAUACAAAGGCCAGGCUGAUAGUACACUUGCCCUCUGCUUGUGAAAUUACCUUCAAGGACUCUUCUGUGAUCAGGUAUGCCACUCGGGUUAAAUGCAACCUGAUAAGAGGUAAGCUGACAGGCAUAGAUGGGAUGAAAACAAAGGUCGUCUUGGUGUGGACAAAGGUCACAAGUGUCUCUGUCGAAGGCUACAAGUCAGAUAAGGUCUGGUUUACAGCUGGUUUGGCAAAAUCAAGGCCUAGGGAAGCUUAUGACAUUCCGCGUGAUGCUAUUAGAAUCAAAGAAUUUUAAUUUUACUAUCUAUAUCGAGCCUAAGGAUGGGGACCUUCCUAAACAUUCUUAUUAGUGAUACAUAUUAGCGUUUUUCUUCGUUAUUAUUCCUCUGUUUGAAAACCAGCAGAAUCUGUCAAUGGUUUAAAACUUUUGAGAAUGAAUGUGCUUCUUGUGCA